AUGGUCAUUCAACUCGUUUCUGACAUGAAAUCGUUCGUUACUGACAGGGGUUGUACAGGAUCCAUGGCCGACGUGCCCAAAGAUCUUCUUUCAGAGAUCAAGAAGCUCGAGGAAAUCUUCGCUGUCGAUACGGAGAAGCUGAAGGCAAUCACCAAGCACUUCAUCACCGAGCUUGACAAGGGUCUCAGUGUUGAAGGUGGUGACAUUCCUAUGAACCCUACCUGGGUUAUGGACUUCCCAGAUGGGUACGAGACAGGCACAUACUUGGCGUUGGACAUGGGCGGCACAAACCUGCGUGUCUGCGAGAUCACACUGACGGAUAAGAAGUCGGAGUUCGACAUCAUCCAGUCCAAGUAUCGUAUGCCUGAGGAGCUGAAGACCGGAGAGUCUGACGAACUCUGGGAGUACAUCGCCGACUGUCUGCAACAAUUCGUUGAGACUCACCAUGGCGACACUGUCCCCGUCGAUGGGAAGCUGCCCAUGGGUUUCACCUUCUCGUACCCUGCCACCCAGAACUACAUCGACGAGGGCAUUUUGCAACGAUGGACCAAAGGCUUCGAUAUUAACGGAGUCGAGGGCGAAAAUGUCGUCCCGAUGCUCGAAGCUGCCCUGGACCAACGAGGUGUCCCGAUCAAAGUUUCCGCCUUGAUCAAUGAUACCACUGGUACAUUGAUUGCUUCUGCCUACACCGACACCCAGAUGAAGAUCGGCUGUAUCUUCGGAACGGGUUGCAACGCCGCCUACAUGGAGCACUGUGGCAACAUCCCUAAACUGGCUCACUUGAACCUGCCUGCCGACAUGCCGAUGGCCAUCAACUGCGAGUGGGGUGCCUUCGACAACGAACACAAGGUCCUCCCAUUUACUCCGUACGAUGUCCUCAUCGACAAGCAAUCCCCGCGCCCUGGCCAGCAAGCCUUUGAGAAGUGUAUUGCCGGACUGUACCUUGGUGAAAUCUUCCGGUUGAUCUUGGUAGACCUUCAUGACAACAAGGAUAUCCAUAUUUUCGAGGGCCAGGACAUCAAGCAUCUGCGUAAGGCGUACUCUCUCGAUGCGUCCUUCCUCUCAGCUAUCGAGGAUGACCCGUUCGAGAACUUGCAGGAAACCGCGGACCUUUUCAAGGAUAAGCUCCACCUCUCUUGCACUCGUCCCGAGCUGGAGCUCAUUCGCCGAGCUGCCGAGCUAAUCGGUACGCGCGCCGCUCGUCUCUCGGCCUGUGGUGUCGCUGCCAUCUGCACCAAGAAGAACCUGCAGCCGUGCCACGUCGGUGCUGACGGCUCCGUGUUCAACAAAUACCCGCACUUCAAGGCUCGUGGCGCACAGGCUCUACGCGAGAUUCUGGACUGGCCCGCCAAGAAGAACACCAGGGAGGAAGACCCCAUCGAGAUCCUGGCUGCCGAAGACGGAAGCGGUGUCGGUGCCGCCCUGAUCGCUGCUCUGACCCUUAAGAGAUUCCAGAAGGGCAAUGUCGCCGGCAUCUUGCACCCCAAGAACUUCCAUUGA
Messenger RNA from Anthostomella pinea, 1500 nucleotides. The record is from the annotation of a GenBank genome assembly. Lineage: Eukaryota; Fungi; Ascomycota; Sordariomycetes; Xylariales; Xylariaceae.